ACCAAUCAGCGGGGAAGGGGGAGGAGCUACAGAACCAGUUUUAGGCAGUGACAAACAGUUGCGCUUUCUUCCUCAUUCAGUCCUUUACAGCUUGUGUUGAAGAGAACAGUUAUUCUCUUUAAAGAGUAAGCGCCACCAUGACAAAGGACCCCAAUAAGCCCAGAGGGAAGACCUCUGCCUACGCCUUCUUCGUUGCAACCUGCCGCGAGGAGCACAAAAAGAAGCACCCAGGAACCAGCGUCAACUUCGCAGAGUUCUCCAAGAAGUGCUCAGAGAGAUGGAAGACGAUGUCAGCCAAGGAGAAGGUGAAAUUUGACGAGAUGGCCAAGAACGACAAGGUCCGCUAUGACCGAGAGAUGAAGUCCUACGUUCCCCCGAAAGGAGCCAAGAAGGGCAAGAAGAAGAAGGACCCCAACGCACCCAAAAGACCUCCCUCCGCUUUCUUCGUCUUCUGCUCCGACCACCGUCCCCGGAUCAAGGAGGAGCAUCCCGGCAUCUCCAUCGGUGACAUCGCCAAGAAGCUGGGCGAGCUGUGGGCAACGCAGGGCACCAAGGACAAGGCGCCCUACGAGGCCAAGGCCGCCAAGCUGAAGGAGAAAUACGAGAAGGAUGUGGCCGCCUACAGAGCCAAAGGCGGCUCAGGGAAGAGUGACGCCGGGAAGAAGAGUGGCCCUGGCCGGCCCCCAGCCAAGAAGGUCCAGCCUGCCGACGAUGACGAUGAUGAUGACGAAGAUGACGAUGAGGAGGAGGAUGACGAUGAUGAUGACGAUGAUGAUGAAUAAGUGUCAUGUGAAAGGAUGUGAAGUUUGCGAUGCAUUGUUCAGCUUAAACCCGUUUCUUUUGUGUG
This is a messenger RNA of Poecilia latipinna (sailfin molly), 847 nucleotides long. RefSeq names its product high mobility group protein B2-like. Gene Ontology annotation, molecular function: DNA binding. The transcript has 5 exons. Bases 138 to 782 code for a protein of 214 amino acids. Gene Ontology annotation, biological process: regulation of transcription by RNA polymerase II. Gene Ontology annotation, cellular component: nucleus. Lineage: Eukaryota; Metazoa; Chordata; Actinopteri; Cyprinodontiformes; Poeciliidae. The record is from RefSeq and is a predicted model, not a curated record.